AUGCCGUUUAAAUUUUAUUUAAAAAAAAGCCGCCAAUAUAACGUUGUUUCUAAAAAUCAAUAUGUAAUUUGUAUUGAACUGCUGGACUCAACAUCUAUAGAAUGCACUUUAAGUGUUGACAGCCUUGGUCAGGAAUGUUUGACUAAUGUAACACAAAGACUUGGUCUAGGUCAACCAGAAUUUUUUGGCUUAUGUUAUGUUUGUAGACAUGGUACACCAUCUCCUCGGUGGAUAGAUAUGGAUAAACCAUUGAAAAAACAAUUAGAAAAGGAUGCCAAAGGUUUUAAUUUAUAUUUGAGAGUUAUGUUUUAUAUUACAGAUGUUCAAUUUAUUCAAGAAGAAAUGACAAGAUAUCAUUAUUAUCUUCAUUUAAAAAGUGAUAUUUUAGAAGAUAGAAUACAUUGUCAUCCUCAUCAAGCUACUGUUUUGGCAAGUUAUUCUAUGCAAGCCGAGUUUGGCAAUUAUGAUGUAGAACGGCACCAACCUGAAUUUCUUCAACAGUAUACAUUUUUUCCAAAAUCAGUUAUCGAAGCUGAACCAGAUGGACAAAAAGUACUUUUAAAUAGUUCGUUAUGUCAGUAUAAAAUGAUAGCUGGAGUUACACAAGCAGCUGCUGAAGAAUAUUAUAUUACGAUGGUUAUGCAAUUAGAAGGAUAUGGACAUGAAACAUUUUCUGCUAAGGAUGAAAGUAAUAGUGAAGUGGUUCUUGGUAUUUCUAUUAAUGGAAUUAUGGUCUGCAAUCCAAGUACACAAGCCACACAUUUUUAUAGAUGGAAAGAUAUAAGUAAUGUUAUAAAUCAUAAAAAAAUAUUCAGAAUAGAAUGCCAAACAGAAAUAGAAUAUGCAAAACAAUUUACUUUUCGAGAGUCACGUAAUGCAAAAUAUGUGUGGCGAUUAUGUAUAGCCCAACAUACAUUUUACAUGCAGCAUCAACAAAUACAACCUCCAGAGCGACUGACAAACAGCUAUUUUGAUAAUGAUAUUAAUGAUUCAAGUGAACAAACUCCCUCUGUUAAUUUGGAUACUAAUGGAGUUGAAGACUACACUCAUUGGACAAGUUACAAUGACCUUUCAACUUCACCAUGUCCAGUUGUAUCAGUUUCUACUACAGACAUUAAUAAUUUACGUGCCUUAUUACCUUCAUAUAGACAAGCGCCAGAUUAUGAGACUGCUAUACAAAUGAAAUAUAAUAAUAAUGCAAAUAACUCACAACCUUAUUAUGCUAAUCAAUCUACAAUUGUCGGAGCAGAUUUAUGCUUGAUUGGUAAUGUUGUGAAUCACAACAGAUAUUAAUUAUAGAAGUUUAAGAAAUCAGUUACACUUGUAAUUAUGCAAUACACCUUAAAAUUCUGAUUAUUUACGCAUUAUAAAGAAAUUAUUUAUAAAAUA
Molecule: messenger RNA, 1389 nt
Organism: Ceratosolen solmsi marchali
Lineage: Eukaryota; Metazoa; Arthropoda; Insecta; Hymenoptera; Agaonidae
Gene: Pez
Product: protein tyrosine phosphatase non-receptor pez
Exons: 6
Coding region: 1-1293 (430 amino acids)
Cellular component (GO): cytoskeleton
Molecular function (GO): cytoskeletal protein binding; protein tyrosine phosphatase activity
Source: RefSeq, a predicted model, not a curated record